Molecule: messenger RNA, 333 nt
Organism: Laccaria bicolor S238N-H82
Lineage: Eukaryota; Fungi; Basidiomycota; Agaricomycetes; Agaricales; Hydnangiaceae
Exons: 2
Coding region: 1-333 (110 amino acids)
Source: RefSeq, a predicted model, not a curated record
AUGCAUCCACAGUUCCUAAUCACGGUCCCAAUAACUCCUGAACAGGCUGCUUCAAUACAAGACACCGCAAACGCCCUCGUUGUGCACGAUUCUGUCAUAUAUGGACCUCGCAGCACGCAGUGUGGCGCUCGCUUCGCCAUCCGAGUGUUGUGGCAAUUGUACAUCACAGUUUUGCGAGAGAACCUGUCGACUACACAAUGUCAGCAGUACCUACAUGCAAAAUCGCAACAAAUCGUCGAAGCAAUGUUGCAUCAUACCCAGUUUUUGUCUUCAAAAAUAAUUGGUAGGAAGCAAAUACUUGCUGAGAUACAAGCCAUUCAAGAAAUCUACUGA